Mauremys reevesii (Reeves's turtle) is the source of this 1076-nucleotide messenger RNA. RefSeq lists its product as uncharacterized. The record is from RefSeq and is a predicted model, not a curated record. The coding region runs from base 1 to 783 and encodes 260 amino acids. The transcript has 4 exons. Lineage: Eukaryota; Metazoa; Chordata; Testudines; Geoemydidae.
AUGUGCACUUGCUAUAAGUGCUUCCUCAAGCCUGUAUUAGGACUUGGCAUCUCUGUGGGUUUGUACUUCGCUUGCAGGAAGGUUGUGAGGCAAGGGAUAGGACUGGUCUUAUUUAAUUUAUCCUGGACUUUUAGGGUUUUGAGAACUAGAUCCAUCCCUAUAGAAGGGACUGAAAUUUUAUCUCUGUGGGGAGUUGUAUUUAAUGCCCUGGCUGGGGUGUCUCUCAUCUCCAAUCAAUACCUGCUGAGUUUCGGGGUUUUGGAAGUCCGGGAACCAGAGAGAACUGAGCUCAAAUUAGUUUUACAAGAGCUGAAGCCAACACCCAGGCACCAUUCUGUAUCGACCAGACCUAUAAACAUUGGAACACGAUUAACAAAAAUCACAGCCACAAUCACAGAACAUCCCUCUCGGGUUCAACCUCAGCAUUCAAACGUGGGAUCUUCUGCUCUCAAGGCACUGGCACCUACCCACAGUGUUACCCAGAGGGUUAAAGACACCUGCUACAGAGGAAUGUCCAUGCAGAAGCCCGUAUAUCACAUUUCAGUAGGGAGCAGUGCCACACCUACCUACAGGUCACAGCUUCAUUUCUGCCCUGAAGGAUCUGCUUCGCCUACCCCCGCUUUAUUUAAAAAAUCCCUUUCUGGCAGCUCCUUGAGGCCAUUUUUAUACUUGUGUUUGUUUAUUGUCUCUUUGAGAACUUAUCAGAUUAAUAUGUUUGAUCGCUGCAUGGUGAGCCUGAUAAGUUUUAUUAGUAUAAAGUGCCUCUUCUCAUCAUACUUUUAGCUAUAUACAUUUGUUGGACUAUUAAAAUCUACGUUCUACAGCAAUCGUAGCACUAUCAGUCAUCUAUUUAAUAGGAGCAUGUGCUUCCAUUGUAAGUCAGACUUAUUAAGGACAUCAUUCAAAGCUUAGAAAUCACCAGUGCCUCUUUGGGGUGGGGAAAGAGGGAAAGAAGAAUCUCAAUUGGACCAUGAAAUCUGUAGCUGCUUAGCAGUGAAAAUUAUUGGUGAACAUCUGUAUGCAGUACCCCUUUCUCAAGGGGGCAAUGUAUGAAUGCAUUCGUAUGCCCGUCAGCA